GUUCCAGCUAUGGUUUAACGUGUGUUUAUGUAGGUAUGUGUGCGAUGUAACCAUACACCAGGUGUAUAGAAACUGUUCUAAAGAUAAAUCCGGUGCAGAUUACCAGUUGAAUUAGCAAAUAUAGAUAAAGGAAUUUGUAUUGAAACCAAAAUGGAUGUUGUGCAAAACAGACCUGUGGUUCAACCACGCAAGGGUUGCAACCCAGUAAUGGCGACUCAGCGAAGUAAAAUGCAAAGUCAGCGAACUGGCAUCAACCAACGACUUAACAAACAGAUGCGGCUUCGAGCUGGGGCCGAAAAUUUAUUUAACGCAACAAACAAUCCGAAAGUGAAAGAAACUGUUGCCCUCGAACUUAGCUUUGUAAACUCCAACCUUCAGCUUAUUAAAGAAGAGUUGAGUGAAUUGAAUUCAACUGUGGAUCCUUACCAAAGCACAAGUGGGAAGACUGUCAGCAUUCCUUUGAUUCCACUUGGUUUAAAAGACACCAAAGAACUUGUGUUUGCUCAAACCUUUGAGGAUUACAUAUCGGAACAUUACAGCGAAGACCCGUCGUCUUUCGCUGAAGAAAUCGCGGACUUUACAGAUCUGAGAAAUUCCGUUCGCACGCCUUCCCGUAACCAGGACGGCGCAGUUCUACUGUUGGAGUAUUACAACCAACUUUAUUUUAUCGAGAAUCGAUUUUUUCCGCCAUACAAACCACAGGGCGUGUUCUUUCAUUGGUACGACUCCAUCACUGGCUUACCGUCUGUACAGAGAUCCGUAUCACUGGAGAAAGCAAGCGUCUUGUUUAACCUGGGUGCUUUGUAUUCCCAAAUCGGUACAAGAGCUGACCGUACCAGACGAAGGGGCAUUGAAGUUGCCGUCUCCGCUUUCCAGCAAGCAGCAGGUUCUUUCAACUACCUCCGGUUAAACUUCAGCAACGCGCCGACCCCUGACCUCAGUCACUCAACACUUAGCGCCCUCACCUGGCUAAUGUUGGCACAGGGGCAAGAGUGCGUUUUGGAAAUGAAAGUUUUCGGGGGAUUCGAGAUACAACUGGGGAAGUGCGCUUCUAUUGCACAAGAAGCUAUCAAGGUAUCUGACAAAUACAGCCUUGCAUUCAAAUCGAUGAACAGUGACGUCACGAAGGAGGUUAUUCCAUAUUCGUGGAUAAAUAUGACUGAAGUGAAGUCUCAUCAUUACAGAGCCUUGGCGCAUUAUUAUGCAGCCCUUGGCUUGCUGGAUCAACACAUGGCCGCGGAACAGCUUGAAAUAACGAAUCUGUUGUCAAGUUUAUACAUGAACUGCGACGAUGAUGACGUACCUAAACCUGAUGACGUAGCCAGGAGGAAAGAGGACCGCCGAAGAUUAGGCAAAUCUCAUUUAAAGCAAUCCGUGUUCUACCAUGAGCGAGCCCUACAGACGCACAGUUUAUGCAAAAUACCCCGGGCUGUUGAUAUUCUAAAGGAGUACCUGCAACACGCGCACACAAGGUCCGUGAAUAAACUUGAAGAAGUUGAUUCGGAUGAAGAUUUCUUUGACAUUGUGGAAGCUCCUGAUAUACAAGGUCACAGCCAUGAAGACACUACCUGUAUUCCUCCCGCUUUUGGGGAAGUCCCUUCCGUUGAUAUAUUUAGAAGAUUAGGUCCUCUUUCCAUAUUUUCGGUCCAUCACCGCUUGGGGGCGCACCGAACAAUCGUGCUUAAAAACGAUGAACACGUUUGUUCGUUUACUUUGCAAGGAGACGCUCCUGUUUCGCUAACUAGCCUGGAUCAGAAGGCAAAACAACUUGGUCUCCGAAAUGAAGAUAUUCUUAUUUCAAUAAACUGGCAAGAUGUUCGAUGGUGUGGUCAUAAUGAGGUUGCUGAUGUCAUAGAGAAAGCUAAGGGGAAACCUCUUACAUUGAAAUUAGUUUCAGACCUUGGAUUAAUAGGUCCUUCAUCACCAACUGCAGGUAUUGGGCAAAGCAAUGGGAUCUACCAGAGUAUUCCUGAAGGAGAAGUUGUUCAUAGAAACAAUAAUAAUAACAACAACAAUAACCACACUGGACGUAAGAAAUCAAUCCAGAAGCGACAUUCAUUUGGAUUUUUCCAUGGUUUACGAAUUCGCCCAAAAACCCUAAGUCAGCUUAACGAUGACGCGGUAAGUUCUGCGUCCGACAAAGAAAUUCCAAAACAUAGAUCGGUUUCGCUACAGCGAAGUUCCACAACGACUAAAUCUUUCCUGCGGGCCGGGGGGACAAUUUUUCGUCAGAAGAAAAAUUUGUCUUCAGAAUAUAGGUCUCAGUGUUAAAAUUUUCUGCGGGAAUUUAAUGUACUACCAUAUUUUUUGCCUUUGUUAAUACUUAUAUUUUACCUGGUUAGAGGGUUAGUGGUAUACAAGACACCCUAUCGCG
Molecule: messenger RNA, 2374 nt
Organism: Ciona intestinalis (vase tunicate)
Lineage: Eukaryota; Metazoa; Chordata; Ascidiacea; Phlebobranchia; Cionidae
Source: RefSeq, a predicted model, not a curated record